UUAAAGAAUGUACUCUAAGUUCAUUAAAUAAAAUUUUUAAAACAUAAUGACACCAAAAAAAAUGUUAAUAUUGUGGAUUUAAGUAUUUUCAGGGUAUUUGGAAAAACGUCCCCUUAAAAUGGCAAGUUGCUGUCCGUGCGGCGGCCCCGGCAGCCCGGGCAGCUCAGCGAAGUCAAACCUGCCUCUCAUCUGUCUCGUCCCACGUGAUGGGGGUCCCAAGAACAGUCCAAACCCUCUGCCUACACCAGCCACAACCAGUAGAGCAACAGACCAUUUCCAGCUUCUCGAUGAGGACUACAUCAAGAAACAUUUCAAAUUGCCAGAACGGGCUCUAUACUUGGACCCUUUCAGGCGACCACUCAUAACGUUUCCAAUGGCCCAAGAUGAAGUAAAGCACUUCAACCUGGCGAGAAAGUACAAGAUUAACCAACAAAUUUUGGACGGAUUCCUAGACCCAAGCGCAGCGAUUUCUGCUCCUAGUGUUUUCCCAUACGCAAAAACCGAAGCAGAAAAACAAAAAGAGGCAGAGGAAGACGAGGAAAUCAUUUACAUCUUGCAGCUUCCCGAUUGGGAGUUCCAAUGCCCCGUUCACAAUCAGACCAUUAGGACUCCGAGGUUUAUAUGGCAUUCGUGUAAAAAGACCAAAGGUAAGGGAGCCGAACAGAAACGUGGAGGAGGGCCAUUAAACAAACCUAAGCCAUGGUUGCUAAGCAGACACACGGAUUUCGAUUUGCUGUCGCAAUGGUAAUAGGUACAAGGCUGUUCAUCAUUGAGUCUGUUCACCCUGAAUUUAAAAAAAUGAGAUGGAAAAAAUCCUAUAACUUACUAAAAUAAAGUUUAAAAUGAU
Molecule: messenger RNA, 847 nt
Organism: Maniola jurtina (meadow brown)
Lineage: Eukaryota; Metazoa; Arthropoda; Insecta; Lepidoptera; Nymphalidae
Exons: 5
Coding region: 119-748 (209 amino acids)
Source: RefSeq, a predicted model, not a curated record